Molecule: messenger RNA, 4128 nt
Organism: Sander lucioperca (pikeperch)
Lineage: Eukaryota; Metazoa; Chordata; Actinopteri; Perciformes; Percidae
Product: ATP-sensitive inward rectifier potassium channel 12-like
Exons: 3
Coding region: 425-2074 (549 amino acids)
Biological process (GO): regulation of monoatomic ion transmembrane transport; potassium ion import across plasma membrane
Cellular component (GO): plasma membrane
Molecular function (GO): inward rectifier potassium channel activity
Source: RefSeq, a predicted model, not a curated record
CAGAGGGGAGAUUGACACAGCAUUUUCAGCCCGGGGUGAAUGCGUACACACAGGAGAGCGCUGCAUAGACAGGAUUAUAGUCAGCGAAAGGAGGCAGCGGAAACAACAGGGAUGAAAGAAUGAAUAAGCGAUGAAGAAGAAACUAAAAGGAGAAACUAAAAGAGAGGAAGAAUGAAGAGAGGAGAAGGAAUCACAGACCACAUAGAUCUAAGGAUGUGGGACCUUUGCUCUGGCCAGUGAAAGUUAGACUUUGAGAAGUGAAGAACAAGGAACUCCAAUUACAACCAAGUGACGGAAAAACGACAACUAACUUGCAGGUGGUCUUCUUAGCGGCCCAAGCAUCUCCAUGGCGGAGACCUGAUCUUUGGGAGCAGGACAGAGUCUGGCCUCCCAUCCAGGCCCCAUACCAGAAAUCCUUGGCGUCAUGGGAACAAGUAGGUCCAACAGGUAUGACAUUGUGUCAGGCAUUUUACCAGAAGAGGAACGCCAGAAGAUCUCUAGCUUAGUACUCCCUAACGGCCACAAUUCCCUCAACUUCCGACUGCCCUCGGUCUGCGACGCAGAGACGGAAGACAGCAGGAGGAGUUCGGGUGCCUCUGCUGCCGUGCCCAACACGAGGGGACAAAGAAUGAUGAACAACUACGACGGAAAGAUUCUGACAAGGAGCUCCAACCAAAUACGGAGCCGGUUUGUAAAGAAAAAUGGACAAUGUAAUGUUGUGUUCACCAACAUGGAGGAAAAGAGGCAGCGCUACCUCGCUGACAUCUUCACCACCUGCGUGGACACCCGCUGGAGAUACCUGCUGCUUCUAUUCUGCGCCAGCUUCCUGGUCUCGUGGCUUUUCUUUGGCAUUAUCUUUUACAGUGUCUCCCUGGUACAUGGGGACUUUGAGGAGCAACCGACGGUGAAGGGUGAUGGGCUGGCGGUGGCGGGGCUGUAUGGACCCACCUCUGGACACACAUCUGGAGAGCAGACACAAAGACUGCCCUGCAUACUUCAUGUCCGUGGCUUCGUUGGGGCGCUCCUGUUCUCCAUGGAGACCCAGACCACCAUUGGUUAUGGCUGGCGCUGCGUUACCGAGGAGUGCCCUGUCACUGUGAUAACAGUGGUCAUCCAGUCCAUUGUGGGCUGCAUCAUUGACUCUUUCAUGAUUGGCACCAUCAUGGCCAAGAUGGCCCGGCCAAAGAAGAGGAAUCAGACCCUGUUGUUCUCUAAAAAUGCUGUCAUCGCCCUGCGCGAUGGCAAGCUGUGCCUCAUGUGGAGGGUGGGCAACCUGCGGAAGAGCCACAUCGUGGAGGCUCAUGUCCGUGCACAGCUCAUACGUUCAUAUGUCACAGCUGAGGGGGAGUUCAUCCCCUUGGAGCAGAUGGACCUCAAUGUGGGCUAUGAUGAGGGCACAGACAGGCUGUUUCUAGUAUCCCCGCUUGUCAUAAUCCAUGAGAUAGAUAAAGAUAGUCCCUUGUAUACUUUAAGCAGAGCUGAUCUGGAGACGGAUGACUUUGAGAUUGUCGUGAUCUUGGAGGGGAUGGUGGAGGCCACGGCCAUGACCACCCAGUUCCGUAGCUCCUACCUUGCCAGAGAGGUCUUCUGGGGUUACAGGUUUGAGCCUGUGAUCUAUGAGGACCGGGACUGCUACAAGGUAGACUACUCUCGCUUCCACAAGAUCUGUGAGGUGCCGUCGAUGCCCCUCCUCAGCGCCAAAGAGCUUGACGAGGCCGCAAGCCGGGCCUCUUCUGCAGCUUCUGCCGCUUCUCCGGUCUCUGCAUGUAGAUCCACACAAGACUUGAUUCCCAGGUCGCUGAGCGCCUUUUGUUACGAGAACGAGUUGGCGUUGAGCUGUGGGGAGGACGAGGAUGACAUCUUCGAUUCCCAGAUUGGGGGGAAGGAGAGGGCAGAGGAGAGGAGGACUUCUGUAGAUUUCCCAAAUAUGUUCCAGGACGAUGCGACUAUGACAUCAGGCAGUCACAGCGUCAUGUGUGUUCUAGACAUGGACAAUAACCAGAUGGAGUUUGACAUCCUACAGACUGCCAUCCCUCUUGAUCCAGUGACCUAUAAGAAUGAGCAAGAGAUCUAAAGAUUGUCACGUGUCCUUUUUUUUUUUUUUUUUUUUUUUUUACCAAACCCAAAUCCUUUCAACCCGAGAGGGAUUGCUUGGUGAUGUGUUCAAUUUUGGAUUGCAUGUACAGAAAUGUAAACCCCUUUUGCCUUGCCAGUGAUGUUUUACAUGUAUAAUUGUUUUUUGUCUUCUUCUCAUUGAGAUUAGAAAUUACGAAACAGAUUACACAUUCCUAAAUAACUUGGCACACCAAGUGCACUCCGACUGAUUCUGCUGAGGACACAGAACUUCUGACAACACGCUGACGGGAUUUAUUAGGAUUUCAUAACCAAAGGAAUGCACAUGUUUCAGGCUGAACGUACAUGUUGCAUAGUUAAAAAAUUUACUUUAUUUAACAUUUCAUUUGUUCUGUGAAUGUAGAUAAGAUAUUUUAUGAAAAUAAUCGCAGUUUUGAUGUAAUUCUCUUCCUUUUCGAAGAUAACUGAGCUCAAUUUUUAAGAUGCACUUUUUUUUAUCAAAAAGUGGUCAAUUUACGCUUGAUAAUCUCCAUGUUGUUCAUGGGUUUCAAUGGGCAUUAUAUCUGCAAUACUUCCCUGCUAAUUCAGCUAAUUUGCACAUUUGUGAAACUGCCUGUUUUGUUAAAUCCUUUCCUGUAAAUCUAGAAAAAAACUUAUUUAUGUAAAUUAUAAGUUAGUUAUAAACUACUGUUGUGUUUUUUGCUGUGCAGUACUCCCAGGAGCAUCCUAAGUGCAAUCAUGAAGUGUAUAGCAGAACAAGUAUUAUUUCUGAAUUUGAUUAAGACUCCUAAGGACAAAAACUUCUAAAAAAUAUCUUGAUUUAUUGUGAUUUAGGAAAACAGCACUGCAUUUUAAAUGUUAUGUUAAAAACACAUUUUUUCUUCUGAAAACAAAGCCGAGUUUUAAGAGAAUCUAAUGAAAACUGAACAGAAUUUAACUUAGUAGUAACCAAGACUUUUAUUACUGUAGAUCAGCUGAUUCCCAACCAUGGGUACGUGUACAGUUUUCAGGGGGUACAUGGAAAGAUUUUAAAGUAGCUCAACUAAUAAAAAAUAACAAAAAAAAAAUUAGAAAUUAGGAUUUGAUUGGAAGAAUAUAUCCGUAUAUUACCAUGAAGUCAACUGUAACACCUGAACACUACAUGUUGCAGUUAUGUAAGAGUGUAAAAGUAAGAUAAUAAGCAAGUUUUAAGGUAGCUAAAAGUAAUGAAUACAAAAUAACUAGUUAAAAGUAAUGACUAAACAGUUCGAAUUUUAAGCAAAAUAAUACAGAAACUAGCUCAAAAUUGAAAUAGUUAGCUAAAGGUGAUGGAUCACUAUAAGUAGUAGUAGCCUAGAAGGCUUGUAGUAGUGUGAUUGCUGACCAAACCAACCUUAAUAUUGACAGUUCCAUUCUAUGAAAUAAUUAAAAAUAUCCUCUUUUAUAUAAUGAGUAGUGUUAAACAUUUGGAACACACUGUGAAUUGUAGACAGGAUAUGCAAGUUCAUCUGACAGAGCUGUGGGGGGAUUAUAGGUAGGCUAUUAAAAACAGGUCUAACUAAUAUUACUCUAUUAGUGUUAUUAUUAUAAAGCAAAGUAGACCUUUUGUUUACUUUAUGGACUUUUUUCUUGGUUUGUUUCUUGCGGAGGCUGCAGCCGGUGAUAGCAGAAACUAUAUUGAUGGCUUUAAUGUUAAACAUGUUUGUGCUAUUGUUGCUCGCCAAAGGUUCUGGAGUAGGAAAGUAAAACACAGAGCGCCUCUGAUUAAUCAUUUGGAAACUGGAGUGUAUGCAGCCUAAGUUUGUCUUUGAUAGAAAGGCGUGAUACCACUGUAAAACACAACAGGAAACAAAGAGAUGAAUGCUGAGGAGCACAGGCCAGGGUCUGGAAAUGUGCAAUACGUCACUGGGACAGUAGAGAUAAAGUCAAGUGUAACUGCAUGGCAGGUUAUUAGCAGUGAAGCAAGUUGUUACAAUGAUUGUAAAAUACAUGACAAAAAAACAGUCACCCUCCUUUUUUCCUAUAUAAGAAGACACACAUGGUACCUGCAAAUUAAACUUAAUUUAAUCAAAUGUG